AUGUUUCAGCUUUGGAAGUUUGUUCUCUUGUGUGGCCUGCUCACUGGGACCUCAGCGAAUCUUCUUGAGGGACUUGGCAGUAGCCUGAGUAAUAUUGUAGAGAGCCUGAAACCUAUUGUUGAUAAAGGACUUGAGAAUGUUGAAUCUAUUCUUCAGAACCUGAGGGAUGACUUCAGCUCGCUUCAGAAUACCAAUGCUUGGCAAACCGUCACCGGCAAGUUCCAGCAAGCUAAAGAUGUGUUGAAUAAUGCCCUUUCUAAACUAUUUCCAAAUAGGAACGUAGCUGCAGGGUUGAAAAUCAGUAACGUCCGCAUCUUGGCUAUCAAAGCCCAACCAACUUCUGAUGGCCAAGGCGUUCGCCUAAGGAUCCCCACCACUGCUAAUGUCGCCUUGACCCUGCCUCUCAUUGGGCAGACAGUCAACCUGAACGCUUCCUUGGACAUCCUGGCUACCGUCAACAUUGAAACUGAUCCCCAGAGUGGUGAACAAAGCGUGGUCAUGACAGAUUGCGCCAACGACCCAGACAGCAUCUCAUUCACCUUGCUGGGCAAACACAGCGCACUGGUCAACAAGCUCACAGACAAUUUAAGCAGCUUCCUGAGCAAAACCGUGAGCUUCGUGAUGCAGAACCAGAUAUGCCCAAUGAUACGUGUCUUCGUCUCCACCCUGGAUGUGAAGGUUAUUCAGGAUAUCAUCAUUAUUACCCAGGGCCUCAUGAAGCACAAUGCAGAGGGCCGAAUUCAGAACAUCUGCCUUCUGGACAGUCUGAAUAACUCAAAGCAUGUGGCUGCAGGGAUGGUUGCCUGGCUAAUCGGUAGCAUGAGCUCCAUCAGCAGCAAGAAGGCAGACAUCACCAACAUUCAGCUGGACUAUGGCAGGAUCCAGAUGUCUGUCCCUAAGGAAUGGUUCUCAGCAAACAUCUCCCUUGAAUUUGACAUUGACUUGAGAGUCUACCAAUAUAAGGGCCACCACCACCCAGAAGAAUCCCCGGAGACCGUGCAGGAGAACAAGGAUUCGUGA
Messenger RNA from Eptesicus fuscus (big brown bat), 1020 nucleotides. RefSeq names its product BPI fold-containing family A member 2. NCBI's taxonomy places the organism in Eukaryota, Metazoa, Chordata, Mammalia, Chiroptera, Vespertilionidae. The transcript is spliced from 9 exons. The record is from RefSeq and is a predicted model, not a curated record. The coding region runs from base 1 to 1020 and encodes 339 amino acids. Gene Ontology annotation, molecular function: lipid binding.